Lottia gigantea (owl limpet) is the source of this 1497-nucleotide messenger RNA. RefSeq lists its product as hypothetical. The record is from RefSeq and is a predicted model, not a curated record. Gene Ontology annotation, cellular component: nucleoplasm; proteasome activator complex; cytoplasm. Gene Ontology annotation, biological process: regulation of proteasomal protein catabolic process; regulation of G1/S transition of mitotic cell cycle; positive regulation of endopeptidase activity. Bases 119 to 868 code for a protein of 249 amino acids. The transcript is spliced from 8 exons. Gene Ontology annotation, molecular function: endopeptidase activator activity. Lineage: Eukaryota; Metazoa; Mollusca; Gastropoda; Lottiidae.
GUUCUUUAAACAACAAAAACACAUGCAGGGUUAGGUUUGGCGGAAACACGCAGAUUUUACAUAAAAAUUACUCAUAAUUCUCUGCUUUUAACCGGUGGGUUUUUAAAAAGGUGAUAAUAUGUCGAAGAAAGACGCUAAUAAACAGGUUGAGGAGUUCAUAACCAAAUUUAAAAAAGAGGCAGAAACUCUAGUCACUGAUGUUUUUCCUCGUAAGAUUAUUCAGCUGGAAGUUAUUAAUCAGGAUAUGAAGAAGACAAAGAUGUCUGGUAUAAAAACAGAUCUGAAUAUUCCUGUUCCAGAUCCUGUAGCUUUCCACAAUGACAAACAAAACCAUGAGACAAAUUCCAAGAAAAGAAAGAUAGAUUUUACCACUGGUGAUAUCGAGGGUCUUACUGGUUCCAAAGUUUUAGUGUUACCAAAUGGUUCAGUACCAGUUAAUUCUAAUAUAUUUAAAUCUUGUGAAAAACUCAAGCCCUUAAUCAAUGAUCUGAUAGAACAUGCUAAUAUGGUAAAAAUGUGGAUCAGUUUUUUAAUUCCUAAAAUAGAGGAUGGUAACAAUUUUGGUGUAUCAAUUCAGGAAGACACAAUGGCAGAAGCCAGACAAGUUGAAAGUGAUGCUGCCACAUACUUGGACCAGAUUUCUCGGUACUAUUUAACCAGAGCUAAAAUAGUUUCUAAAGUAGCCAAAUAUCCGCAUGUGGAAGACUACCGACAAGCUGUUAUAGAGCUAGAUGAAAAGGAACAUGUUUGUCUGCAAUUAACCACCUGUGAAAUCAGAAAUCACUAUGCUAGUUUACAUGACAUAAUCUUCAAGAAUUUGGACAAAAUCAAAAAACCAAGGAACGCAAACGCAGAAAGUUUAUAUUAAAACUUGAAAUAAUACCAAGAUCUACAUGUCAAAAAGUGUUCUAAAUACUAAACAAAGAAUUGCCAAUUUUAUUUGACAAUGUUUUUAAGGUGAUAAGGGGUAUCCAGGAGCUGAAGCUAAGGAAUUGGAUAUAUCAGUACUAUAUAUUACAGGAUUUAUAUUUAGAUUACAUGGUUUUCGAAAAACUAUCCUGUUUUCGAAACUCAUACAUUUUGUCAUUGAAGCUGUCUUACAGUGACUCAAGAGACAUCUAUUGAAAAUAAAGCAAUAGCCUUAUAAUAAGUAAGUAUUUUACAUAGAGAAAUACCAUACUUUUGACAAAAUUUAUCAUAAGAUUUUUUCUGAGGACCCAGUUGGUCUCCAGUGGUAAAUAAUGCUCGUUGUUAAAACAGUUGAAAAUUUUACAGUUUUUGACUUGAUGUAGGGUAUUCUAGUUUUUAAAGUGCUAUAUUCAUUGUCUUUCCAAAUAUUCAUCUCUGAAAUAUUAAAAGUUUUUAAUUGUGUUGUUUUUACCCUGCCUUCCAUUAACUGAAAAUGUUGUUAGGGUAAGAAGAAUUUCAUAUGUUUGUUGUAAAUAUUGUAAUGGUUGUACAAUGGAAUAAAUAUAUACAUUACACGCUCAAUAUCAA